Molecule: messenger RNA, 1807 nt
Organism: Triticum aestivum (bread wheat)
Lineage: Eukaryota; Viridiplantae; Streptophyta; Magnoliopsida; Poales; Poaceae
Exons: 2
Coding region: 1-876 (291 amino acids)
Molecular function (GO): protein binding
Source: RefSeq, a predicted model, not a curated record
AUGGCGGGUCUCGGAUCUCCACCUGCCAGCGAUAGCCCGGGUGGUUGGGGCGAGUUACCCGUCGACAUCCUCAUCGUUCUGGUGUUCGACUACCUGGACUGCUUCAAGGACCGCCUCGCCGUCGCCGGAGUCUGCAAGGCGUGGCGCCGCGUCGUCUCCGACCUGCGCGCGCCGCCGAUCCCCUGGCUUCUCCUCCCACACCGCGGCGCCCUCCCUCCCUCCUUCGUCUGCCUGCUCGGCAACGGAGGUAACCCCCACGACCACCCCGUCCCCGCAAUCCUGCACCACAUGCCGCGGCAUAUCAGCUCGGCGAGGCAGGGGGGCUGGAUUUUGGUGGGAACAAAGGAUCGCAACUAUGAGCUGGUGAAUUUCAACUCGGGCGCGCGGCUAAGCCUCCCACACUGUAUGCGGGACAUCCGCGACCGCAUCAGCGAUCAAAGGUUCGUCCGCAUCAGCGCCGCCGCCAUAUCGCCGCCGCCUCCCGGACUCGGGUAUGUCGACCCGACGGCCCUCUCCGACUCCACCUCCGCGGCCCUCCAUGUCUCCCCACUCUACGAGACCGAGUACACCAUUCCAGUUCCAGGCUUCACCAUCGCCGCCAUCAUGGUGGGGAAUACCCAGCUCGCCUUCUGGCCACUUGCUAAUGGGACGAUCUGGACACCUGCGCCAAGGAACGCGGGGGGUUUGGCGGGGGGCCUGGAGGACGUCAUCUUCUACAACGAGUCAUUCUGUGUCCUGACUCGCAACGAGAACAUUCUCAAGUACCACAUGCCACAGGCACAGAACAGAGCAUGCACAGUAUGCGCUCGGGGAGGUGCAUCUUCUAUCCAAGGCCACCCGGAGUCGCGCCUGAGCCGGUCGUUGCCCGCUUCCUAGUGGAGAGCCGCGGGAGGCUUCUCAUGGUGAUCCAGAUCGCGCCUCUCGCAGACGUGCUUGGUGAGCCUCGCCUCACCACAGGCUUCAGAGUCUUCUCCAUGAAAAGCCCUACCGGCGAGCUUGGUCUGCACCGUUGGGUCGAGGAAGAUCUUGGCAACCGCCUGAUCUUUGUUGGGCGAGGCUGCUCACGCUCCUUCAAUACAUCGGACCUGCACCUGCGCUCUGGCAUUUAUUUCCUCGACACGAGUACCUUUGAUGUGGUCAGGCCCAAGGUGUACCCUAACAAUGACAUGGGCGUGUGGCUGCCCCACGGCUUGGUCGACCGACCAUUUCCAGAUCAGGAGGUCUCCUCAUCGGUAGCGCCAGCAGUCUGGGCGCUGCCCUUCAGGAUUCAAGGAGGUGAUAGCACUGAAGAAACUGCCGAGGAGGAGCUGCUUGAAACGCAUGUACAAGAAGAUGAUGUUCAUGGAAGAUGAUGUGGUUGCUAGCUUGAUCUGGUUACCUUUACUGUUCUGGAGUUAGCUUUUUGAUUUUGCUCUUCACUGAAGAUGGUGCUUGAGAUGCGGGUCGCUGAAGAAGAUGAUCUCCAUUGAAGAUGGUGCUGGAGAUGCUGGGGAUGCUGGUUGCUGGCUUCAUCUUGUUACUUUUACUGUUCUGGAGUUAGUUUUCUGAUUUUGCUGUUAAUCAAAGCGAUUGAUGCUAGUUGAGGCACUUCAAUAGUGGUGCUGAUCACGAGGUUCAAAUUACUUGCUGAUAGUAUUCAGAGGUUCUACUUGUUUGUUGCUAUUGUUUGUGAGCUUCUAGUUGCUUGCUGCGUGUUCAGCAGCUUGCAAUUGUUGCUACAGUUCAGGUUCUCUAUAGGCUGAAUGUUCAGCAGCUUGCAAUUGUUGCUACAAGUUCUUCGAGGCUUCUUUACUGUGGUUCGUUUGGU